This is a messenger RNA of Balearica regulorum gibbericeps (East African grey crowned-crane), 441 nucleotides long. The record is from RefSeq and is a predicted model, not a curated record. NCBI's taxonomy places the organism in Eukaryota, Metazoa, Chordata, Aves, Gruiformes, Gruidae.
GUAUGAGCACAGUUGAAGAAGAGUCUGACACAGUGACAGUAGAAACGGUGAACUCUGUGACUUUGACUCAGGACACUGAAGGGAACCUUAUACUUCAUUGCCCUCAAAAUGAAGCUGAUGAAGUAGACUCUGAAGACAGCACUGAACCUCCACACAAGAGGCUUUGCUUAUCAGAGGAUGAUCAAAGCCUUGAUGAUUCCACUCCGUGCAUUUCUGUUGUUGCAGUUCCAAUUUCAGAAAAUGAUCAGAGCUUUGAGGUGACCAUGACUGCUACCACUGAGGUAGCUGAAGAUGAGAUUAACGAAGGAACUGUUACUCAGAUUCAGAUUCUUCAGAAUGAGCAGCUGGAUGAAAUCUCCCCAAUGGGCAAUGAAGAAGUGUCAGCUGUUAGUCAGGCCUGGUUCACAACCAAAGAGGAUAAGGAUUCUCUAACAAAUAAAG